CCGGGCGCGGCCCAGGGAAGUUUCUCCGCGGGACCGCCCGGGGCGGCGGGAGGCGGCCGCUGACUUCCUCCUCCUCCUCCUCCUCCUCCUCCUCCUCCUCCUGCUGCCGCCGCCGCCGCCGCCGCUCCGGCCCCGCGCCCGCCGCCGCGCCAUGCCCCGGGGCUGCUGAAGGGGGACACGAGGGUCACCAAGCUGCAGGGAUGCAGAGCAUCAAGUGCGUGGUGGUGGGUGACGGGGCGGUGGGGAAGACCUGCCUGCUCAUCUGCUACACCACCAACGCCUUCCCCAAGGAGUAUAUCCCCACCGUCUUCGACAACUACAGCGCCCAGAACACGGUGGAUGGCAGGACUAUUAACUUAAACCUGUGGGACACGGCAGGCCAGGAGGAGUACGACCGCCUCCGGACGCUUUCCUACCCCCAGACCAACGUCUUCAUCAUCUGCUUCUCCAUUGCCAGCCCACCCUCCUACGAGAACGUCAAGCACAAGUGGUACCCAGAGGUGUGCCACCACUGCCCCAGCGUGCCCAUCCUCCUCGUUGGCACCAAGAAGGAUCUGAGAAACAACCCCGAGACCAUGAAGCGGCUCAAGGAGCAGAACCAGGCACCCAUCACCACCCAGCAAGGCAUCAGCCUCUCCAAGCAGAUCCGUGCCGUCAAGUACCUGGAGUGCUCGGCGCUCAACCAGGAGGGCAUCAAGGAUGUCUUCACAGAGGCAGUGAGGGCCGUGCUCAACCCUGUCCCGGCCAAGCCCAAGAAGCCCUGCAUCCUCUUGUGAUGGGGCUGCUGGUGACCAGUGAGAGACAAUGCUGCCUUUGCCCUGGCCCUGCUGCGCCCCGAGACACUGCUCGGUGCUGCCAGCUCCCCCUGCCUGCUCCGGUGCCUCUCCGAGCCUCGCUGUCCCCCCCAGGGAUGGUGGGACUGGGGCUUGCCAGCCUGAAGCCACCAGCUUUAAUAAUACAGACCUUGUUUGCACUAACUGGCCACCCUGGGGGCAGCGUGGCUCCCACAGCCCUGCAGGACCCCCACCCCGGCCCUGGCUCUCAGUGUUUGCUUUUGGUGAUGCCUCUCCAGUCCCGGCACAGAGCAAGGGGAUGCCUGGGGUAGCCGAAGCCCUGUCCUGCCUUGAGCACCCCACAGGGACCUGUCACCUCCACCUUGAGCACCCCAUGGGGACCUGCCAGCCCCAUCCCCUGGCACCAGCACAGCUGUGGGGUGCAUGGGGGGAGGCCCUCACCCCUCUGUGCCAGCCCCGGUUCUUGGCCACCUCUGAGCAUCCUGCUGCCCUGGUGCUGGCACGGCCCCAUCCCACCGCAGGGUGCUGGCAGCUGCGCCAGGAGGUGUCCCAGGGGGGUGUUUGGGGUAAGCUCAGCCUGGCGCAGCAUCACCAGCUCCCUGGGGCCAGUGCUGGGGAAGUCCAGUCCUGGCAAGAGUGGAGCCGGUGCUGCUGACAAAUGCUGCCAGAGGAGCGUGUUCCCAUGCUGGCCACCACUGGGGCUCUGGAGGGUAGCGGGACUCACCUGCAACCAGCUGCUCCCCGAGUUGCUUCUCCUUAAAUAAAGAGACCUGCCCAGGC
Falco peregrinus (peregrine falcon) is the source of this 1574-nucleotide messenger RNA. It is a transcript of the gene RHOG, whose product is annotated as ras homolog family member G. NCBI's taxonomy places the organism in Eukaryota, Metazoa, Chordata, Aves, Falconiformes, Falconidae. The coding region runs from base 201 to 776 and encodes 191 amino acids. Gene Ontology annotation, cellular component: cytoskeleton; cell cortex; plasma membrane. Gene Ontology annotation, molecular function: GTP binding; GTPase activity; protein kinase binding. The transcript is spliced from 2 exons. Gene Ontology annotation, biological process: small GTPase-mediated signal transduction; regulation of actin cytoskeleton organization; cortical cytoskeleton organization. The record is from RefSeq and is a predicted model, not a curated record.